GGCGCUUCGUGGACGCUUGUCAGUUCUUGCGGUUGAUUGUGUGCUUUGCCUUUUAACUAGCACUAUGGCUGACGUGGUGGUGGAGCAGCAGCAACAGAAUGUGGUUGUAAGGUUGAUUAACCUGCCAUUGGUGAGCUCAACAUAUGACAUGGUAUAUUCUGCCUAUGUGAACACUAAAGACAACCAUCCCUACCUGAAGUCUGUAUGUGAUGUUGCUGAGAAGAGUGUGAAAACGAUCACUUCUGUGGCUCUAACCAGUGCCAGGCCCAUCCUACAGAAACUUGAACCUCAAAUUGCCUUGGCUAAUAACAUUGCCUGUGUUGGACUGGAUAAGAUUGAAGAGAAGCUGCCUAUUCUCUAUCAGCCAUCUGGAAAGGUUGUGGCUAAUGCCUCAGAAGCAGUUUUUGGAGUCAAAGAUGCAGUUAUCCAGAGUAUUGCGGGAGUGGUUGACAAAACAAAGGGAGCUGUGCAGGAUAGUGUGGAGAUGACCAAGGCUGUCGUGAAUGGCAGCAUUAACACCGUUCUGGGAAGUGGUGUAGUAAAGGUCGUGAGCACCCGUGUGGACACUGCACUCACAAAGUCGGAAAGUCUUCUGGAACAAUACCUGCCACCAACUGAUGAAGAGUUGGCUAAGGAAGCAACUAAAACCGAAGGUUUUGAAUUGUCUAUUAAGCCCAGCUAUUAUGUUCGCCUUGGAUCCCUUUCUACGAAGACUCGCAAACGUGCUUACCAACAAGCUUUGACCCGGAUCAAGGAUGCAAAGUGCCGAAGCCAGGAGGCCAUUGCUCAGCUCCAGAACACAGUUGACCUGAUGGAAUAUGCAAGAAAGAACAUGAAUGAUGCAAAUCAGAAAAUCCAUGAUGCUCAGGAGAAGAUCUACAAUAAGUGGGUGGUAUGGACAAAAGGCACAGGGCAAGAUGCCAGUGGAGAACAUGAAAGCACAGAGCAAAUUGAAUCCCGCACUCUGACUAUUGCCCGGAGUCUUACUCAUCAACUGCAAACCACAUGUCUGUCUCUGGUCUCCAGUGUUCAAGGCCUUCCACAAAAUAUCCAGAACCAAGCUCACAAUGCUAGUGCCAUGGCUGCAGAUGUCUAUCAAAAUUUCCGUUCUGCCUCUUCCUUCAGAGAAAUGUCUGAUGGCCUCUUAAACACAUCUAAGGCACAGUUCACAAAAAUGAAGGAUUCUAUGGAUGAUGUGAUGGACUACUUGGUUAACAACACUCCACUAAAUUGGCUGGUAGGUCCCUUUUACCCACAACUGGCUGCUAACCAACAUGGGGAGCCAGAAGUUGAUGGGGGAGACUCUGCCAACAAGGAGGACUGAAAAGUUCACUAAACUUUGCACUUAAUCACCUAAAUGGGCAAACCCCAACCACAGUUUACCAUAGCACUGCCCAUAUCCUUGUGCUCCACCUUAAGCUGAGGGACAGUAACGGUGGUGACAAGCCAUUUGACAGUUUAAAUGCUUUGUCUCAACAUUGGACUUUGUCUUACUCUUGGCGGUUGCUUUUCUUCACAUUCCGCCCAAAUGUAACUGCAUCACUGAUGUGUAAACCCCACUAUGUACACUAAACUUUUCAUGCACUUUUGUAUUAAUAAAAUACCUGCAUCAACUUGUCUGUGUCAAAGGUU
This is a messenger RNA of Bufo bufo (common toad), 1632 nucleotides long. Its product is annotated as perilipin-2-like. The transcript is spliced from 7 exons. NCBI's taxonomy places the organism in Eukaryota, Metazoa, Chordata, Amphibia, Anura, Bufonidae. The coding region runs from base 65 to 1324 and encodes 419 amino acids. Gene Ontology annotation, cellular component: lipid droplet; cytosol. The record is from RefSeq and is a predicted model, not a curated record. Gene Ontology annotation, biological process: lipid storage; positive regulation of triglyceride storage.